Messenger RNA from Umbelopsis ramanniana AG, 577 nucleotides. RefSeq lists its product as uncharacterized. The coding region runs from base 269 to 514 and encodes 81 amino acids. Lineage: Eukaryota; Fungi; Mucoromycota; Umbelopsidomycetes; Umbelopsidales; Umbelopsidaceae. The transcript has a single exon. The record is from RefSeq and is a predicted model, not a curated record.
GCACUUUAGGAUGGGGCCAUGCAACUCGCGCGAAUCAAAUCAUAGCCGACAUACUUCGGCUACCUGCUGGACAUAGGGUGUAUGUGGUGUCAAACGCUACGGAUUUCAUCUUCCAAGGCGUCAUCAAGAUUGGUGCAGUGUAUCGCCAUUCGCUCAUAGAUGCCGGAGUCGUACAACCACUAGCUUACACUGUCGAUAGAGAAGAAACCAUCCAGCAGCUUACAACUUUCCUCGAGCACAGACCAGACACCAUCGCAAAAGAAGUCAAAUGGCUGAAAGAAGUGGGAGCAGACUGUGUUGUCUGCGAUGCACCCUUCUUGCCUUGGUAAGUUACCGAAAUAGUUCAUCUGCAGAAAGUGGUGGAUCUCAUAUUGAAACUUUCCUUUUUUGUUACAUAGCGCUGCCGCUGCCGUUGCAGGCAUUCCGGCGGCUAUCGCAAGUAAUUUUACAUUUGAUGAAGUGUAUGAAGGACUUUGUGAAGGAGAUGAAUUGGAUGAAGAAAUCCGCAAGCUGAAUCGGCAGGUGAUAAGCGACUAUCGCAACGCAGAUUUACUCGUUCGCUUACCCGGAGCUAUAC